UGCCGAUAAAUCUUCUGCUUCGUCUCCCUUAAAUCUUUGAUGCACAAACGCGGGAAAUUACCUUCACUGUCCCAACACCAAAACCCAAAUCCACCAGGAAGCUCUGUGAAUCGGAUAAUGGUGUCAAAGCUCUCACUUUUCCGAGCCAAUUCACUUCCUUUCUCCCCAGUCUUCUCUUCCUACUCAGCUCGUUUCAUCCAUAAACCCUAUCCCACACCUAAAACCCUUAUCUUCUGCGUCUUCUCCAGUAAUAUCUCCUCUACAAACGUUCCCUAUGGUCCGUCUCUCCUGAAAGGGAAGAAGCUUUUGCUAGACGACCUUAGAUUGGCUUCAAUCGGCCGAGAUAGAGAUGCCCAUCGACGCAAAAUUGGAGAUUUGGAUGAGUCAAUCGAGAAAGGAGUUCUUUUGAAUGAAGAUGAUUUCACUAGGGUGUUUGAGAUUUCGGCGAUUCGGGUCCCGGCCAAGGACUGUUUUGCGCUUGAGAAUCGUCUCCGUGGGCAUCUUCUUAAUUGGCCUAGGAUUCGGAACAUUGCUAGAGUUCCUGGAGACGAAAUUGAAGACGAUGUGGUGAAGCUGUUGGGCCGUGAGAGUGAACAAGAUGAAGAUAGUGUUGUGGAUUCGGUUAAUCGGAGAAUAAGUGGAAAAGCAGAAGGGGAUGGGGAGAGACUGACUUCAGUGUUGCACAGAGACAAACUCGCCAAGACAUUUAAUUCAACGGGGUAUCUCCGAUUCAGAAACUUGGCCAAAAUUUCUCGGCCAAAGAGGAAGAGGAAGACAGAGAAAACAACGGAGGGGAAGGAAAAGGAUAAAGAUAAAGGAAGCAAGCGCAACGAAAUGGCAGUGGUGGAAGUGGUGGAAGAUCCAGAAGGAGCUGAGGAUUUUGAAGGGUUAUUGGGAGAAGGCUAUGGUAGUAGAGGAAGAUGGAGAGGCUCAACAAGAUUGUUGCUUUUGGAUGAGAAAUAUUCCGGUGAGCAAGUUCAAGACUUGCCUGAGGCUAUCAAGGCUCUGUUUGCAGAAGCUAAAAUGACCGAUGCAAGCUUAAGUUUUGAGCUAGUAAAAUGCAGACUGACUUUGUUCUAUGACUAUUGGCCAAUGAUUGAGAUAUUAGAGGCUGUUCUACCUAAGGGUGUGAUUGUGCCUUCAGCAUUUGAGAUGGUGGGGCAUAUUGCGCAUCUGAAUCUAAGAGAUGAGCAUAUACCUUACAAGAGGCUCAUAGCUAAGGUAGUUCUGGACAAGAAUCAGCCAAAGAUACAAACCGUUGUGAAUAAGAUUGAUCGUAUUCACAAUGACUUCAGAACUAUGCAGUUAGAGGUUUUAGCCGGCAACCAUUCCCUGGUGACUCUGGUUGUUGAAAAUGGACUGCGCUUUCAUGUUGAUUUAGCUAGAGUAUAUUGGAAUUCGAAACUUGGGACAGAAAGACAGAGGCUGCUACUUGGGUUCGACCACAGCGAUGUUGUUUGUGAUGUUUUUGCUGGAGUGGGUCCCAUUGCACUUGCUGCAGCAAGGAUUGUAAAACGUGUAUAUGCCAAUGACCUGAACCCUCAUGCAGUAGAAUUCAUGGAGCAAAAUAGUGUUGUCAAUAAGCUUGAGAAGAGAAUCGAGAUCUUUAACAUGGAUGGAAGAAGAUUCAUAAAGGCUAUGUUUUCAAGCGAUAAGGGUCAAAAAGUCACCCAAGUAGUCAUGAAUUUACCGAAAGAUGCCGCUGAGUCUCUAGAUGCAUUUCGCGGAGUAUACAACGAUAGGCAGAGAGAUGAAAGCUUAUCAUUCCCAACCAUCCAUGUUUAUGGAUUCUCCAAGGCUCCUGAUCCAGAAUUUGACUUCCAUGAGCGGAUACGGAUUGCUCUAUCUGAGGUGGCUGUGGACGUGAAGAUGCGAAAGGUACGCCUAGUGGCUCCUGGGAAAUGGAUGCUAUGCGCUUCCUUCAUACUUCCCAAGAGUGUAGCCUUCUCAAGAAAAAACACAUUGAUCAUGUAGAUUAAAAGAAUGCAAUACAUGGCAGAAUAGGAGGGGGUGGGGGGGAGAAUCUGCAAAUACGAAAUAUUGUUUGUUAUUGUACUGCAGCCAGAGUAAUACUUGCAGUGUCUUUGUUAUAGAACAAGACAACUAACAAGUGAAAGUGACAAUAGCUUUUGUUACAUAAGUUUAAUAAUAUUCAGAAGAAGAAAAAAAAAAACACUUCUCACAA
This is a messenger RNA of Capsella rubella, 2185 nucleotides long. Its product is annotated as tRNA (guanine(37)-N1)-methyltransferase 2. Bases 40 to 1974 code for a protein of 644 amino acids. The transcript has 9 exons. Lineage: Eukaryota; Viridiplantae; Streptophyta; Magnoliopsida; Brassicales; Brassicaceae. Gene Ontology annotation, cellular component: cytoplasm. The record is from RefSeq and is a predicted model, not a curated record. Gene Ontology annotation, biological process: tRNA N1-guanine methylation.